AUAGCUGAGGACGGUGUAACGAGCUCAACGGGCUUUAAAAAUUAAACUGAUAAAUAAAUAAUAGCAUUCGUAAUAAAUAUAAAUGUACACUCGGGUCCUGUUGGCCUGCUAAUAUUGAUACUUUGGCGCGUUUCUGUGCGGAUCAACGGCCGUUAUUGUAGCAGCGCGCGAGGCGGUGGAUUUACCUGAGAAAAACCGAACCGAACACCGCGGAUAUUUCUCCGGAAUAUUACGUUUUUUACGGUGAGCGGGAGAACCGUCGGCCACACUCCGUCACCCGCUCGCUUCACAGAUCACGGGGAUGGAGCGGAACACCGAGGCGCGGAGUCACGGAUCGCGGUCCCGGUGUGAGGAGCUCCUCCGCGGCGACGCGUCCAUGAACGUCUCGAUCAGCUCCACCACCGGGAGCCGCUUCGAGCUGUCCGUCCCGCUGGACGAGACCGUGGAGGGACUCAGCCGCAGACUGUCCGAGAAGCUCCGGGUUCCGCGGGAGCGACUGCUGCUGCUGCACCGAGACAAGAGGUUAAACUCGGGGAAACUUCUGGAUUAUGGCGUGGUUGAUGGAAGCAGACUGACGCUGGUGCCCACGGUUGAAGCCGGACUGAUGUCGCAGUCGUGCCGCUCGGAGCAGUCGGUCCUGCAGGCGCUGGAGACUCUGUCAGACGCUCAGGUCAGUGACUUCCUGUCAGGACGCUCCCCGCUGACCCUUGCCCUUCGUGUAGGUGAUCACAUGAUGUUUGUGCAGCUCCAGCUAGCGCCUCAGCCGUCUCUUUCCAGGGGUCCUGCAGGCCCCAUCCAGACGCACACAGGGGCCGUCAGCAGUGAAGAGCCCUCAGACUUUAAGAGCCCUGCUGCCCCGCCCUCAUCUCAUGAUUGCCACACCCACCGCAGUCAAAGCUCCGCCCCUGCUCCGCCCUGCAUUCAAGCUGAAGGCAGCCCUCGGGGCCCCAGACAGCGCUGCAGCGGGGCCGUCAUCGAGAGCCUGGUCAAUCACGCGCCGGGAGUCUUCUCUGGAACCUUCUCAGGUACUCUACACCCCACCCUUCAGGACAGCAGCGGGCGUCCUCGCCGGGACAUCAGCACCAUCCUGCAGAUCCUCAACGACCUGCUGAGCGCCACACGACUCUACCAGAGAUCUCCUCCGACGCUCACACACCUCCGCUGCCCUCCGACCUCACACACACACCCCCCCUCACCUACCUCACACACACACACACCUCCGACCUCACCUACCUCAGACCGGCCACAGCCACAUGUACACCUGCGCAGGCCCUCCGGUGAGCGUCUGCGGCAGACGGAGAAUAAGGCCAUGCGCUGUAAGGUGGAGCAGCUCCAGCUCUUGCUGCAGCAGAGGCGUCUGCGGAGGAAGGCCCGGAGAGACUCUCGGGGCCCGUAUCACUGGAUCAGCCAGCGCCAGAGCCGCUCCAGAGACGGGCCCCUCCGCCUGGACUACCAGGAGCCCGUCUGGAAGCCCGACGGCCCCGCGGACAUCAAUCCUGAGUUUGUGGUGGUCUGACGGAGGCGGGGAUGAAAGCGUGACUCCACAUGGGCAUUAACGGCCGACUGACCCGCCCGGGCCCUCAGGAGCCUCUUCGGGGCCCUCGCGCUCGGCUUGACUCUCAGUUCACUUCACGGACGUCACCAAAUGCAGGAUGUAGCUUUUUCACGUCAGGUGUUCAGCUCACCAUGUUUCGUAGACUUGGUUUCCCUUCAGCAUUAUGAGAUGAUCGAUGUGUUUCAGAGACUCAAAGAAUCCAGGAUUUGGGCAAAUCUCAUGAAAACGGCUCAUAUCUCACCCAGUAUCGAAAAAUAUAUGUUUUUCAUAUACAGAAAAUGCAAAAAUAGAACGUUUUAGAAUGAAUAAAUACUAUAUCAUUACUUGAGUCCUUUAUCAUUAUUUUAUUUCAUAUUCGUUCCAAUUAAUUAAAUUGGAUUUGGGUUUUCUGAUUAGGUAAAAAAAUAAAAAAGUGCACCUAACUAGCCCAAAACACACAAAAAACAGAGCUGUUUUUAAAAAUAGCAUUUAUUAGUUAUUUUAAAUAAGGUAUUAACUGUUAUUUAUUUAAAAAUGAAGGCAUUCAAAGUUAAUACCAAUUCAGGGUCAUUUUUUUAUGAGGUUUGUAUCUUUUGCCUUUUUUUUUUUUUUGCAUUUUAGUUUAAAAGAAAAAAAUGAUUUUAUACAAUUUUUUUUGUCUGCUAAAAAUAGGCUUUACUUCUUUAUGAAACACAUAUUUUGAAGUUUAGGAUGGAGUAUGAGCUGGAGGUGUUUCGUGAGGUUACCUGAAUAAAGAGGGAUGUCCUCGAGGAGAGUGAAGAAACUUCUGUUUCUCUUCUGGUCCAGAGUCAGUGUGAAAGAGGAAGUAGAGCUGCUUCUGUUCUGCACUGGACGGUCAGAAGAACUAGUUCAGUGGCCUUAUCUUCUGAAGGAGUGUGUGUGUGUGUGUGUGUGUGUGUGUGUGUGUGUGUGUGUGUGUGUGUGUGUGUGUGAGUGUGUGUGAGUGUGUGUGAGUGUGUGUGUGUGUGUGUGUGUGUGUGUGUGUGUGUGUGUGUGUGUGUGUGUGUGUGUGUGUGUGUGUGUGUGUGUGUGUGUGUGUGUGUGUGUGUGUGUGCGCGUGCGUGCCUGCGUGAGUGUGUGUGUGUGUGUGUUCUCUGAUGAUCAGUCUGCUGAAGCUCCUCACGUCUGUCUGGUUUCAUCUCCCUCAUCUCCUUCAUCUUCAGGUUGGUGUUGAAGUAGUUUCUCCUGGUCUCCUGCAGUCGUUCUUAAACCCGUCGUCUGGUUUCAGAAAAGCGUGUAGCACGUUCAUACGACUCUUAAUUUAUAAACUGUGAAA
Molecule: messenger RNA, 2831 nt
Organism: Puntigrus tetrazona (Sumatra barb)
Lineage: Eukaryota; Metazoa; Chordata; Actinopteri; Cypriniformes; Cyprinidae
Product: midnolin-like
Exons: 7
Coding region: 302-1516 (404 amino acids)
Cellular component (GO): nucleus
Molecular function (GO): protein binding
Source: RefSeq, a predicted model, not a curated record